Messenger RNA from Cynara cardunculus var. scolymus (artichoke), 774 nucleotides. RefSeq lists its product as uncharacterized. NCBI's taxonomy places the organism in Eukaryota, Viridiplantae, Streptophyta, Magnoliopsida, Asterales, Asteraceae. The transcript has a single exon. The record is from RefSeq and is a predicted model, not a curated record. Bases 36 to 467 code for a protein of 143 amino acids.
CAAUUUCAAAUUGCUUUCCUUCCUUCCCAAUUCCCAUGGCUACUAUGUUUCGGAAGGCGGCAUCUCUUCCCGUUUCUCAUUCAAACAUCGAUGAUCAAUCUUCAAUGGCUGCCGGCAUGCGACGGAGACUCUCCUCCAUGUCUUUACGCAUCCAGCCCUCUGCCAUCUCUGGCACCACCACUGCCGCAACCGCAUGGGCGAUGCGCCGCUCUAAAUCCGUUUCAUCCAUGGGUGAAUCCGCAUCUACCUCCAUCAGGAGCUGGUGGGAUUGGGGAUGGGGAUGGAUCCUCUCCAGGAAACCCCUAUUCGCACAGGAUCUGGAGUUCAACCAAGACGAAACCUCCUUUCUCAGUUCACAUGACAAAGGCAGCUGGAAACACGUCAUCUUCAAGCUCAGAUCCGAGAUUCGAAAACUCGUCAGAUCCGAUCAAAACGGCCUCCCGCAGAGCGUCCGUUACAACUCCUAGGGCAACAGCAAGGGCAUGUGACUGUGUGUGAGCCUGAGGUAUUAUAUUGUAUGUAUGAAAUUACUUUCAUAUCAUAUCAUCCUCAUCAUCAUUGUUAGAUAGACAAGGAAAAGGAAGAUUCAAUGCGCCAUGGCGGUGCCGGUGGUAGUUUGUUUUCCGAUCUGAAAUUCUGGACGUCGGUGGGAAUACUAGUUUGUUGUUGAUGUGAACUUUCUAAUUCUUUGUUCAAUAUAUGUAUAUCAAAUUAUUUAUUGUAUUAUUUCAUCAAAUUGCUUGAUUAUGCUAAAUAAAUUCAAUUUCUUUGGCU